UGUUUCGAAUGCGUUCGAAUAAUUUAUUUCCUGAACAAAAAAAAUCUAUACAAACAGUAACGCCGUCUAGUGAACCCUAGAAAAAGUAAAAUCAGCUGACCAUCGCUUCCAAGCGUCAAAUGCGUAUUUAUAAAUAACGUGGCGUUCGAGUUAGUCGUAGACUAAAGUUACUUUUCAUUAACCAAACGUCAGAAUGGUAGAUAUGAAAAAUAACGUGAGUUUUUGCUGUCAGCGAUGUUUGCAGCCUUUAAGGCUCGAUCCAAGUUUUUUGGAUCAUCUCGGGGAACACACGUUAGCUGAACUUUCACUUCCCAUUCAACAACAAGUGGUAGGAGAAAUAGAACCACAAAGCGGUAGUAUGGAGCAUUUAGUUCCACCAUUCAGAUUGACCGAGUCUGCAAAUGGAACUAAUGGAUUUAUGCUAGUUGGAGAUUCUGGAGAAACUGAAAGUCUCAGUCAUCAUUUAAAGGUACGAGCAACAUUGUUUGACAUUCUUAGCAGUAGUAGCUCUGCCGAUCACCCACUUUGUGAUGAAUGUACGGAUAGUCUUUUAUUAUUAAUGGAUCAACAAUUAAGAAUGACUGAAGGAGAAUGGUCAGACUACAAUGAAUACUUAAAAAAAUUAGAGUUAGAACAACAACAACAGGGAAACGAGGAUAUAGAAUUAGAAAGUCUUAGGAAAGAGUUACAAGAUGUAAAAUCAGAGGAGGAGCGAAUGAUUAGUGAAUUAGAGGCUUUAAGGAAAGAAGAAAUUGCUACUAGGAAUGCGAUAGCACAACAGGAGAGAGAAAGGGAGAGGUUACAAAGCGAAGAAGAAAGGUAUUGGAAGGAAUAUUCAAAGCAUAAAAGAGAUCUUAUAUUAGCGGAAGAUGAGUAUCGUAGUUUGGAAUGCCAAUUAGCCUAUGCAGCUUCACAACUAGAGAGACUGAAGAAAACAAAUGUUUUCAAUGCCACAUUUCAUAUUUGGCAUUCAGGACAUUUUGGAACUAUAAAUUCCUUUCGUUUAGGCAGAUUGCCAAGUGCACCUGUAGACUGGAGCGAGAUAAACGCUGCUUGGGGACAAACUACCUUGCUGUUAACGGCUCUUGCUAGAAAAAUGAAUCUUACGUUUAAACGAUUUCGUUUAGUACCAUUCGGUAAUCAUAGUUAUAUCGAAGCAUUAGACCAACAUAGAGAGCUACCUUUGUAUGGAAGUGGAGGAUUUAAGUUUCUGUGGGACACAAAAUUCGAUGCAGCAAUGGUAGCAUUUCUUGAUUGUUUACAACAAUUCAAAGAACAAGUGGAAAAAGGGGAUAGUGGAUUCUGUCUCCCAUAUAGGAUGGAUCGCGGUAAAAUAGAGGAUUCUGCUACAGGCAACUCCUAUUCUAUCAAAAUUCAGUUUAAUUCAGAGGAACAGUGGACAAAGGCAUUAAAGUUUUUAUUGACAAAUUUAAAAUGGGGCCUUGCUUGGGUCAGCUCCCAAUUCACAAAAGACGAGACUGAACAUUAACUCAAUGUUAGUUUAUGCAAAUUCAUCCAGUCUUAAUCACACAUCUUUUUCACAUUCACUUAUGUACAUACGUGUUAUUUGUAAAUAAACUCAGUUAAAGGAUAAACCUUUUA
This is a messenger RNA of Megachile rotundata (alfalfa leafcutting bee), 1602 nucleotides long. RefSeq names its product Beclin-1-like Atg6 (gene Atg6). Gene Ontology annotation, biological process: mitophagy; cellular response to nitrogen starvation; autophagosome assembly. Gene Ontology annotation, cellular component: phagophore assembly site; phosphatidylinositol 3-kinase complex, class III, type II; phosphatidylinositol 3-kinase complex, class III, type I. Gene Ontology annotation, molecular function: phosphatidylinositol 3-kinase binding; protein-macromolecule adaptor activity. Lineage: Eukaryota; Metazoa; Arthropoda; Insecta; Hymenoptera; Megachilidae. The record is from RefSeq and is a predicted model, not a curated record.